CACAGCGACGCAUCUUGGCAUCAGAUGGGCACCUUGCCGAAGCUGCCAUGGGCGCUCUCGCGUGCGCGCUGUUCGCGACCGCCGUCCUUUGCUCAGCGCAGGAGUUCCCAAAGGGGCUGCUGGCAGUUGAGCCCGCAGAUGCAGAUGAUGCGGUGAAGCACUUCGUGGAUAGUCACAUGGAGCCGCGGCACGCUGUGGCGGUGGCGGUGGUGCCGAAAGGCUCCAAGCGGCACAACCUGCUGCUGGAGCUUGGAGAGGAUGAGGACUUGCGACACCUUCUUGCCAUUGGAGCGCUCUUCAAGAAGGGAAGGCAGUCUUGCGAGUGCUCGCAGGACGUCGCUGGUGGUGCACAGAUAUCACUACGAUGCUCUCGCCUACGAGGGUAAGUGGACACGAAGCGCCAUCUCCUCUUGGCUGCAAGAAGUUGCUUUUCCACCGGUGAACUAUUUGCCGCAGUUUGCCCCCACCAAGUUUCUGACGCGGAACCCCUUUGGAAUUCUGCUGGUGGUGAAGCCCGGGCACCACAGCCCAGAGUUGGCCAAGGCGCUGGAGCCGCAUGCUGCGCGCUUGAAAGACAAGCUGAAGGUGUCCUUCUUUGCUCGAACUCCUUCUACUCAGCAGCUGUGUGAGAUGUACGGGGUCCGAUCUUCCGACGAGUUCUUGCUCAUCGAGCGGCCCAAGGAGGGUGGAUUGGCCAAGGGCCACAGCCAUGUGCCGAAGUCGCCAAAGUACCGUGUUGAGAACGUCUCCGCGGCGGAUGUGGACCUGUUCUUCAAGCAGUAUGAGUCAGGGCAGCUGCCAAGAUAUUUGAUGUCUUCCAAAGCGAAGGCCGAGCCCCAGAUUCAGGAAGGUCUGCGAGAGCUCACAGGUUGGGACUUUCUGGAGGUUGUGCAAGAUCCGAAGGUGUCCGUCCUGGUGGAGUUUGUGAGCGAGAAGUGCGAGGCUUGCGAAGAGUUCGAUGCUGCCUACCGCGAGGUGGCACGGCGGGUGCUGCAUCGCAAAACGCAGCGGGGCCGCAGCCCCUCCCUGUCGCGCGUAGUCAUCGCUCGGAUCGAUCAGUCAGCCAAUGAGCACACCGAGCUGAUCAAGGGCACGCCCUGGCUCCGCUUCUGGCCUGCUUCGGCUAUGAAGAAACCCGUAGAAGUGGAGUUCCGGAGUGUGGACACGAUAUUGGACUUUCUUGAUGAGCAGGAAAUGGCGCUGGAGGACUCUGAAGAGGAACCGAGAAAGCGCAAGCCCGCGAAGGAGCUCUGAGGCUCUGAUGAAAGAUGUGCGGAGCUAUGCCCAGU
Effrenium voratum is the source of this 1289-nucleotide messenger RNA. Lineage: Eukaryota; Dinophyceae; Suessiales; Symbiodiniaceae. The record is from the annotation of a GenBank genome assembly.